GUCUAAUGACUUCGGAAAACAACCUUCUGUCCGAUGCAUCUGUCUACUAUCAAAGAGUGCAGCCUGCCACUCAGUACCCGCUGGAGCCUAUCCCUACUUUGAACACCCAGAAGUUGGCUGAACUUUUCCCGAACGAAUCAAGUCACCAGCAGACGCCUGUGAAAAAGCCACCGAUACUUUCGGACCCGAAUAACGGCAUAUCUUCUACACAGACGCAAACUCAGACACAGACACAGACACAGACACAGACACAGACACAGACACAGACACAAACUCCAACUCAAACACAGAGUCAGUCUCAAGACGUGGAUAAAACACCGACCGAGAUGGUUCCCGAAUCCUCGCCUAUUGCACAGCAGGACGAUGAUACUGGGCCCAAGAGGGAGAUACGCUUCAAGCCUAAGCUUCAGGACUCAGUGGUGCAAGUUGAAUCUUCGCAACCAGCUGAUAAGCUCCCUCGACGGAAAAACCGAGAGCAGGAUUCUUACCAGGGAGGAAUAUUGUCCGAGGGCCAGAUCCUCACGUCCAGCGUGAUGGAGAGCGUGCCUAUGCCAGGAUUCUGGCUGGGCAGCCAGGACAGCGUGGGCGAGCCGUACGAAAUGCCAGAUACAUGAUGACACCAGUAGAUUUUAUAUAGGAU
Molecule: messenger RNA, 640 nt
Organism: Aspergillus steynii IBT 23096
Lineage: Eukaryota; Fungi; Ascomycota; Eurotiomycetes; Eurotiales; Aspergillaceae
Exons: 1
Coding region: 6-614 (202 amino acids)
Source: RefSeq, a predicted model, not a curated record